Messenger RNA from Macadamia integrifolia, 677 nucleotides. RefSeq names its product 60S acidic ribosomal protein P2A-like. Gene Ontology annotation, biological process: cytoplasmic translational elongation. Gene Ontology annotation, cellular component: cytosolic large ribosomal subunit; ribosome. Gene Ontology annotation, molecular function: structural constituent of ribosome. NCBI's taxonomy places the organism in Eukaryota, Viridiplantae, Streptophyta, Magnoliopsida, Proteales, Proteaceae. The record is from RefSeq and is a predicted model, not a curated record. The coding region runs from base 1 to 387 and encodes 128 amino acids. The transcript has 4 exons.
AUGGGGUAUGGGUCUAUAGGAGGGAUUUCAGAAUUUUGUGCAGAAACGAAGCUUAUCGCCGCGUACUUGAUCUCUGUUAUUUGCGGUAAUACCAGCCCAUCUGCCGACGAUUUAAAGAACAUCUUCGGUUCAGUUGGGGUUGAUGCUGAAGAUGAUAGGAUCGAGCUACUGCUAUCAGAAGUGAAGGGUAAAGACAUUACAGAGCUGAUUGCAUCUGGAAGGGAGAAGCUGGCAUCUGUGCCUUUGGGGGGGUGUGGUGGUGCAGCCAUUGCAGUGGCUGCAAGUGCUGGUGGUGCAGCACCUGCAGUGGAUGAACCAAAGAAAGAAGAGAAGGUGGAAGAGAAAGAGGAGGCAGAUGAUGACAUGGGCCUUAGUCUUUUCGAGUGAGGGAUUCAGAUGCUGCUCUGUGUAGGGAGCCUUUGCUUCCCAUGUUCAAGCUCUCAUCCUAAAUUUUUGAUCUGUUGGUGAACAUACGUUCUGUUUUUGUUAGAAGUAAAAUGAUUUUUUUCUUCUUUCCCUAUUGGGUAGAAAGAGAUGUGAGGUAGAGGAAAACGUUGCAUGAUAUAUUAACUAAUGUUGAUUGUACCUUUUGACUUAUACACAAGAUAUUGUUUUGGUGUUUCCUUUGCCAAUGACAUAAUUCUCACCAUAGAGCUGGGACUUAUUUCUGUCUGGUA